UUUGUCUUCACAUUUUCUUCUUCUUCUCAUCACUACUUUUCUUCAAUGAUAUGAAGUUAUGAACGAUAAAGUAUACAAAAGAAUCAAGUAAAUUCUAUAAGUAGUCCACGAACUACCUUAGGCGAAGAUAAGUAAAGGGUCAGUAAUGUAUGAGUAGGGAGCCCUAUAAGUCGGAUCCAAGUUGACGUGCAAGAAAAGACAUUAGUUCUCCAUGACUAGGGGUGUCGAAAUGGGUCAUGACCCAUGGGUUGACCGAACCCAAAUUGACCCAUUAAUCCAAAUGAACUGUUUAUUUUUGAUCCAAUGGGUUAAUGAGUUAAUAGCUACGUAGCAUGGAAUCGUUGGUGGUCAUGCGUUUCGUGCUUCCGAAGCGGAACAGGAAACGGAACCGCUCGGAAUCGCUCGGAAUCGUCAUGGAAUCACGUUUCGGAUAGUGAGACGUUUGGAACCGUAAUGGAAGCACGCGAUUCCGGAUUGGAAGCGUCGAUGGCUAGUUGACGGAAGCGUCGAUGGAUAGUUGACGGAAGCGUCGAUGGAUAUAUGUUCAAAAAACUGAAAAUUAUUUUGGGCUUUUAAAUUUUGAUUUGUUUUGUGAAUAUGUGAUCCAAUUAGCCCAUUAUAAUAACAAAGUCCCAGUUACCAAAUAAGCUAAAAAGAUUAAAACUCUUGAAAUUCAGUUACUGCACGAAGCAGUUCUGAUAUUUCUUCAAGUUCAACAUUUUAUCCAGAUUCUGAGAGAAGAGAAGCAAAGGUACGUAACUCAUAUAUAUAUAUAAAUACUCAGUUAUUGUGCUUUGUUUGAUGUGUUGUCACUUGAUUGUCUUUUAUGCAUGUGGUUUGCAUAUUCUAUUGUUUGAUCGUGAGUGUAUUAAAGUCAUGGCUGCACUUUUCUGGUUUUCAAUUUCAGUGCAAGGAAUAUUUUAAAUAUAGUAUUAUUAUUAGUUGCUUUGUGUACGUAGCUUUGUGUGAUAUUGUUGUAGUCUUUUGCAAUUUUAUGUUUCAUAUUUGUAUUAUGUUUGGUAAAUUAAGAUAUUAUAUAUUAGUAUUCAUAUAACUUUUUCACAGGACUAAUGUCUCAAGAUCCUCUAAACAUUGAUGAGUCCUCGAACGUGGAUGACAAGGCACCUUUGUGGAUCUAUGUGAACAAAAUUGAGAAGUUAGCUGGAGGAGGAUCAUGGAGGUUUGAAUGCAAGUUCUGCAGUAAUUCAUAUGUUGGAUCUCAUAGUAGAGUUAUGACUCAUCUGCUGCAAGAGGGAAAAGGAAUUAAAGGAUGCUUGAAAGUCACUCCUCAACAAAGAGUUAACCUGAAAAAGCUAGUUGAUAAUUGCAAAGAGUGGUUAAAGCGUGCAACUUCCAAAGCAGUUCCACUUCCUUCGUCAUCAAGGAACAUGUCUAGUUCUUCUCUUGAUUAUGAUAUGAGCUACAAAGUUCCAAAUGCAACUGAGUCUGAUCCAAAGAAGAGAAAGGGUCCUUUGGAAAAAGCAUUUCAGAAUGAAGCUAGGGAGCAAUGUGAUGGGGAGGUAUCUAGGAUGUUCUACACAGGUGGUCUGUCUUUUAACCUUGCAAGAAAUCCUCACUACCGCAAUUCAUAUGUGCGUGCUUCCCAAAUUCCAGGAUAUGUUCCACCCGGGUAUAAUGCAUUGAGAACUACACUUCUUCAAAAGGAAAGAAAGAACAUUGAGAUGCAUUUGCAACCUUUGAAGAACACAUGGAAACAAAAAGGAGUGAGUAUAUGUAGUGAUGGUUGGUCAGAUCCACAACGAAGACCAAUAUUUAACUUGAUUGCUGCAAAUGAGAGUGGUCCAAUGAUGUUAAGGGCGAUCAAUACUCAUGGUGAGACAAAAACCGGUGAGAUGAUUGCAGAGCUGAUCAUAGAAGGCAUAAAGGAGGCUGGGCAUGAAAAUGUGGUUCAAGUUGUCACUGACAAUGCUUCAAACUGUGUAAAAGCUGGUGCGCUUAUUUCAGCCAAGUUUCCUACUAUUUUCUGGACACCAUGUGUGGUUCAUACCUUGAACCUUGCUCUGAAGAAUAUAUGUUCACCAUUACUGAGCACAAGAAAUAAUGAAGCGGUGUAUGAUGCUUGUUACUGGAUAAAGUCUAUCAGUGAAGAUGUGAAUUGGAUCAAGAAUUAUAUUAUGAAUCACGGGAUGAGGCUUGUAAUGUUCACUGAGCAUUGUGAUCUUAAGCUCCUCACAAUUGCUUCUACAAGGUUAGUUUUCUAUAUUUUUAAUUGAGAGCUUACUUAUAUUCUUAAUCUUUAAGUUAAUAAUCAUUAGUUUUAUUUUUACAGGUUUGCUUCCAUGGUUGUAAUGUUAAAGAGAUUCAAAAAAAUAAAGACCGGGUUACAACAAAUGGUCAUCAGUCCUAAAUGGGAUGACUAUAAAGAAGACGGUGUAGAGAGAGCAUCUGCAGUGAAGAAAAAGAUAUUAGAUGAGUUGUUUUGGGAGGAGCUUGAAUAUGCUUUAUCUUUCACUUUGCCCAUCUAUAGCGUGAUUAGAGCUGCUGAUACUGAUAAACCUUCUCUUCAUCUGGUUUAUGAAUGGUGGGAAAGUAUGAUUCAGAAUGUCAAGAGAGCAAUCUUCAAAAAAGAAAGGAAACAACUUAAUGAAGAUUCCGUCUUUUGGACUGCGGUGCACUUGAUUUUGACUUCUCGUUGGAGUAAGAGUAAUACUCCUCUUCAUUGUAUGGCACAUUCUCUAAACCCCAAGUAAGUUUAUAAAUCUGUUUUUAUUAUGUUUUUCUUAUCAACUUAUAAAAUGGUAAAAUUGGUUUUUGAUCAGUAAAAUUUUAAUUGUUAUAUAUAUUUGUUGGAUGCAGGUACUAUAGUUCAGAGUGGCUUGGAGAAGAAGACAGUAGAAAAGCUCCACAUCAAGAUUUGGAGGUUACUAGAGAAAGAAAAAAUUGCAUCAUAAAGUAUUUUCCAAAUCAAGAUGAAAGGAGAGAGGUUAACGUUGAAUAUUCUAACUUCUCUUUAUGCAUGGAGGACUUUGGUAGUGUUAAAGUGAUUCAUGAUAGGUUUAUCUUAGAACCUUUGAGAUGGUGGGCAGUUCAUGGAUCUUCGGCACCAAAACUUCAAAUCUUAGCAUUCAAGUUACUUGGAUAACCAUCUUCAUCCUCAUGCUGCGAAAGGAAUUGGAGUACAUACAAGUUCAUUCAUUCUGCUAUAAGAAACAAGAUUGUUCCCCAAAGAGCGGAAGAUUUAGUAUUUGUGCAUACUAACCUCCGUCUUCUAUCAAGAAGAAGCUCUUCUUAUAAAGAAGGCCCUAGCUGUAUGUGGGAUGUAGGAAGUGAUCAAUUUGAUUCGCUGGAUGAGAUUAAUUUGGGAAGACUUGAGUUUGAAGAUCUUUCUCUUGAUGAACCAAAAUUGGAAGCUGUUUUGUUUGGUGGAGAUGGGGAAAAUGAGAACAAUGAUGAGUUCGAUAUUUGACUUGAAGCUUGAAUUUUUUUUUAUGUUAUGUUGAGUUUUUUUUUGUUAACUUUUAUGUUGAAUUUCAUUAUUUAAAUUAUGUGUUAGAUUUUUAUUAUUAUUAUUUUUAUUUUAUUAAGUGCUUCAAUAUUAUAUAUAUAUAUAUAAACGCUUCCAACACGUAUCCGCUUCCUAAAUAUUUUAAAAUUUUCGCUUCUAUGCUUCCUUACGCUUCCUCUUCCCCGUCCCCGCUUCCGAUUCCAUGCAGCAUAGGUUAAUAGGUUAAUGAGUUAACAGGUUAAUGAGUUAAUAGGUUAAUGGGUUAACAUGUUAAAUAAGUCUAUUGGGUUGGGUCAACUCUGACCCAUUUAGUUUUCAAUUAAAAAACCAUUAAUAAACCUAAUUCUCUUCCAAACCUAGGAUUCAAUUUUACUUUCUCUAUCGUUGCAUCGAUCUGAUUUUGUUUUUCCCGCCAAAAUCACAAAAACGCGUUUUCUCGCCAAAAUCGCAAAAAACAGGUUUCCCCGCCAAAACCGAAAAAUGUGUUUUUUCCGCCAAAAUCGCAAAACACGUUUUUCCCGCCAAAACAGCAAAACAUGUUUUCCCGCCAAAACCCAAAAAUGUGUUUUCCCGCCAAAACCGCAAAAAUGUGUUUUCCCGCUAAAAUCACAAAAACACGUUUUCCCGCCAAAACUGCAAAAAUUCAUUUUCCCGCCAAAAUUGCAAAAACUCGUUUUCCCGCAAAAAAUGUGUGUUUCCGCCUAAAUCGCAAAAACGCGUUUUUCCGUCAAAACCGCCAACUUGGUCUUAACUUAAAAAUGAUUCAUUAUAAAGAUGUUGAAUUGAUGGGUCGACUAUUAACCCAUCUGAUCCAUUUAAUUUAAUGGAUCAUGGGUCAACUCAAUCCAUUUAUUGAAUGAGUUGGGUUGACCGAUGACCCAUUAACAAUAAACUCAUUUGGUUAUGGGUUGGUUGACCCGUUUGACCCAUUUUGACACUCUUAUCCAUGACUGAUAUAUUAUUAGUCCACACUCUAAAUAAUCAAAACCAAGAAACGGGAAUCAUAAAUUACUAGCUAAAUGUACAUAGUCAUAAUUAAUAGAAAUACAAAUAUGAAAACUCUGACCAAUAAACACAGAAACUGUAAAAAAAAAAUUACAUCCAAUAUAAGGAAGUAAACAUUGAUUUAAAAAAAAUAUAUUUAUAGUCUUGUAUAAAGCUUCAAAAGCGAUCUAACAUGAGAAAAUUUUGGACGUACCGAUGUAAAGACCAAAACAGU
Molecule: messenger RNA, 4685 nt
Organism: Brassica napus (rape)
Lineage: Eukaryota; Viridiplantae; Streptophyta; Magnoliopsida; Brassicales; Brassicaceae
Exons: 1
Coding region: 1071-2234 (387 amino acids)
Source: RefSeq, a predicted model, not a curated record